Molecule: messenger RNA, 1095 nt
Organism: Pieris macdunnoughi
Lineage: Eukaryota; Metazoa; Arthropoda; Insecta; Lepidoptera; Pieridae
Source: the annotation of a GenBank genome assembly
AUGAAAGUAUUAAUAGUAAUAAUGUUGUUUGAAGUAAUAUAUGUCGUGACCGGCUCCAACAUAUUGAAUACAAGUUUGGGACAAAUUACAAGAAAAGCACGAGCCGAUGAAUACGAAAAUCCAUGUAACAGUACCGCACCACCUAAGCCUGACUUCUCAGCGCCUGGUCGAAGAAUUAGUGAAGCAAAGUGUUAUGAAUACAUUUGGGAGACAAAGAAAAGGCAGGACGACAUAACAAGAAUUGCUAACUGUUCAGAGUGGAUAAGAAAAAAUCAACGUGGUAUACCUGCCGUUCCUCAUGUGAUUGCUGGUCGACCCACCACUCCAGGUGAAUUUCCCCACAUGGGUGCACUAGGAUGGAAAGCUGCUGUUGGGACUUGGAUAUUUAAGUGCGGCAGUACAUUAAUAAGUUCGAAAUUCCUGCUCACUGCUGCUCACUGCUCUAAAUUAUCUCCACGUGACACUAGUGUGGCGAACUAUGAACCAGAGAUUGUAAGACUAGGAGAUAAGAAUAUUGUAGAUGUUUUUUCAAAUGGCGUCAACCCACAAGACGUGAAAAUCAAAAGAAUUGUAAAACAUCCAAACUACAGUGCGCCCAAGAAAUAUUUUGAUAUUGCGAUUAUUGAAAUAACGACUGAGGUUACAUUCACAAAAGUAGUUCAACCAGCUUGUCUAUGGACCAAAUACGAUACAAACUCACUUGGAACAAAGGCAACACUUACAGGAUGGGGUGUCGUAGAAACAAGUGGAAAAAAGACAUCCCCAGAGUUGCAAGCAGCGGAUGUCGACAUUAUUGAUUCAGACGAAUGUCAAAGUUUACUUCGACUCCAUUUUAAUCGCCACUGGAGGGGGGUAGACUUGCAUCAGCUUUGUGCUGGAAAAUUAGCUGGAGGUGUCGACGCUUGUCAGGGUGACUCAGGUGGACCUCUGCAGGUAAAGAUACCUUUACCAGUAAAGUCACAGGGGUCAAUGCACUACAUUAUUGGAAUCACAUCCUUUGGUGCUGGCUGUGCUCAGAAAAACAUUCCUGGGAUAUACACAAGGGUCGCCAGCUUUAUUGACUGGAUAGAAGAUGUGGUCUGGAGAGGGUUAUGA